CCCACUUGCAGCACAUUCUGUCUGUUGGAUAGCAAAAGACUUUGGUAUAACGCUUUUACGCACUCGGGUGGGUGUGAGUGUAUUCAAGCGAUCUGGCAACCCGCCACAAGUCAGUCGUCUGGACGCUGUCACGCAUAAUAUGUAGAGGACGGAGACGCUGAGCGCGAGAAGAUGUCUGUGGAAGAGGGGCGCGCGCGCCCGGUGUCCAGACGGACAGCGGUGAAAUGCAUGUGGGCGCUUUUUCCUCACGUCGUGCUCAUCCUCUCUCUCAUCGGCUACGCCGUGCUCGGCGCCCUCCUCUUCCAGGUGCUCGAGGGACGCUCGAGAAACGACACGGAUGGAUACCGAAGUUUCGUGCUCGAGGUCGUCGAAACCGUGCGCAAUCAUUCCGGCGAGUCUGAGGAGGUUCUCGUGGGGGCUUUAGAGCAGAAGAUCAGAACGGACUACCAGGCUGUGUGGGCUCAGAGUUAUGAAAAGUGGACCUUUUAUGGCUCGCUCUUCUUCUGCUGCACCGUCUUCACCACUGUGGGCUAUGGAGAGAUCUACCCAGUGACUAGGUCUGGAAGGGCAGCAUGUAUCAUCUAUGCCAUGCUGGGAAUUCCACUCAUGCUGCUAGUCAUUUCAGAUUUUGGUGACAUUCUGGCAAUGUUCGUCUCCAAUGGUUACCAAAGGUUGCACUCUUCCUGCAAACAUGUUCUCUCUCAGCUGUGGAGCCUCUGUAGAAGCGGCCAAAACCGCACCCUCAACAACAGGAUCUAUAGUUCCAGUCAGGACAUAGAGAUGAGUAAACCAAUGGACCUCCGUGACAUUAUGCUCACCCAGUCAUCUGUUAAGCAAAGGUCCAUCCAGUUUCUCAAAAAUGUUGCAAUCUUUGAACGCAUCAUCGCACGGGAGAAGUUUGGUCAGAACAGACCUCUGUCGCGCACGUGCUCUUGCCCCCAGCUCAAUCAGAUGCCACCUGUGCCUUUGGGCUUCAAGAUGUGGGACUUUAAUAACAUCGGCCAAGAGAUGGAGCGUUUGAAUGUGCCAUUCAUGCUGAUCCUGCUUGUUGUCUUUGCUUAUAUACUGAGCUGGGCAUUGAUCCUUCCACUGUGGGAGAAGCACUUAAACUGGUUCGAGGCUUUCUACUUCUGCUUCAUAACACUCACAACCAUUGGCUUUGGUGACAUUGUACCCAAGCACCCCAAGUUUUUCAUGCUGACCUUCCUCUUCAUCAUCACAGGCAUGGCCAUCAUGAGCAUGGCCUUCAAGCUGGGCCAGUCACGCAUCAGCAGCUGUUACCACCGCUGCAUCGGCUGCCUCAGCUGUCUCAACUGUCUUGGCAUGGGAAAGAAAGGCAAAUAUAAUAUUCAGGGCAAGUGAAGUGGGAAACAUUUGAAGGAUCCAUGCGUAAAGUAAACAGAUUGUAAUUGACUAAAGAUUCCUUUAAGGUUCCUUUACCUUUUGCUCAUCUAAUUUAGCGUACUGAUUUUCAUUUUCAGUGCUUGGGCUUCCACAAGCUCCAUGGAAAGUUGUAGAUCGUUGAGAUGGACAGUGGAUGAAUUAUAAGUAUUUAUGAUGCAUGAGAGUGGGCUCCAUUUCAGCUUUUCACAUUUCUCUCUACUGAAUACUGGAGAUUGUUGGAGUACUAUGGAGAGCUGCAUAUCAGAUCUGCCAGUGUGGUGAAAGAGACCAAACUGGACUGGUUUGCAGUCCUGCCAGUGUUUAUGUUAUUUUAUUUGAUCACAAACUGAUUUCUUUUACUCUUUUUCUCUGUUGCCGUUUUCAUGGUCAUGAAGUGGUAGAGCAGCACCAAAAGGGCUUGUGAUAUUCACCAGAGUAGAGCCAGAACUCAUUUUGGUCCAAAAAUGAUAUCAACCUAGUCUGUCUUAGCAUAAACACAACGCCGAACAGUAUUUUCCUGACCUGGAGCAGACAGUCCCAUGUCUUACAACAUAGUUUUGUAGAUGUACACUCUCUGCAUCCCCUAACUUCAACAUAAACAGCAAAUACAAAUAAAACAAACUCAGUUGUUGCUACCCAUCUUUAUAAAAAAUACUCUUUUUCUCCACAGCCCAUUUUUAGACUCGUAUCACUUGUGUGGAUGUUCAGAGAACUACAGAGAAUAUACAAUAUAACACCAUGAUCCUUUGCCUUAUUCUUGCUUUUGCUAUGUGAUCGUGAACAACAGUGUUUUAGAUCAAGCACAAAUAUUGUAGUAUGCCUGAUUUAUUCAUUUCCAUUGUUUGGACCCUGAGCAAUGUGUGUGUGUGGGGGGGGGGGUUUACAGAGUGGUAAUAAAAAAAUCAAAGUUCAUGUACCAGGACUGGGGCGUUGAGCAGGUCCCUCUAUGUCUACAUUGCAUGUUAUCAGACCUGGAGGUCACUUCACAAUGUGCCAAAUGAAUUCAAAUGGUUUACUGGUGCUCAAACCUGACAACGUGAUGAUUAACAGUGCAGAAUGUGCAAAAGCUUGGCGCUCCAAGACUGAGUAUAUGCACAAUGUGUUACAGUUUGAUAACCCAUAUAUCCAGAUACCAAGGGAAAAAGUCAUUUUAUGUGACAUAAAGUGAUGAGAUAUAACAAAACCGAUGGUUUGUUAGCCUCUAAAAGGUGAAAAAUAAGAUGAAACCUGAAUUAAAUCAGUCGUACUAGCUUGAGUAAUAAUAUUCCACGUAUACAGAGGUUAGAAUUAAUUCUGUAUAAAAAGAAGCAGCUCUUUCUAGUCCAGCUAAUACAGUGUGACACUGCAUUUGAAUUGCAUCAAAAUACCUGUUGUGUAAGAACAACUUGAUAUUUGAAAUAGGAGAUUUGGUUAAUCCGGAGCAGAAUAAACACUUCAACUGUAAUAUACAGUAGCUUUGGUUAUGCUAUAUCCUUUACCGUGUGAGGCCCACGGAGUGAAAUUACGAGAACCAUCUCAGCCUUUGUCACAUUCAAUUCGUCCCGGCCGUUUAUUCAUAUUGACAGUACUCGAUGGGUUGUGAGUAAUAAUGUCAUUUACUAACACACUCAUUGUUCCAAGAUGAGAAUAAAGUACAGUAGGCUAAGAUCUGAUGUGAAACUGCUCAGUAUUUCCACAUAAUGUACAGUCUUGCAGAUCUCGAAACAUCGACUUGGCUUGAUUAUAAGACUUGAUUCGGUUUCAGAUUUCUUGAUGAACUUUCAAUUUGCAUAGAAAUGACAUCUCACAGAGAGUGCAUUUGAUGCGGGUUGUUCUUUUCCUAUAAACAACUCACUUUCUAUGAACCACACGACGCAACUGUAAAUGAAAGGUAUUCUGUUAUUGUUUCACUGGCAUCAGAAUGCACGUAUUCUGCUUCAUCUGACCGGAUCGAUUCGAUGCAUUUAUUCGACUGAGAUGGCUUCUUGUGAAUGAAUGUUGAAAAUGUAUGAAAAAAUAAAAUGAGAAGAAAGUGUUUGUUUCAGUGUGUUUCAGUUGUUUCGAGGGCAGCAGAGGUUCGACAUCUCCCCUUCACUUUGUCUUGUCGAGUAGAAGAAGCCGAUGGCGUAAAUCAGGAGCGCCCAAACUUUCUGUGUAAACAUUAUGAAUUAUGAAUUUUCUGCGAAGCCAGGCCUUGACUACUUUUCUUUUUUUUCUUUUUACAGAUUUAUACUUGUAAAUCCAUUUUAAAUAAAUGUUUUGACGUAUUUCCA
This is a messenger RNA of Ictalurus punctatus (channel catfish), 3635 nucleotides long. It is a transcript of the gene kcnk18, whose product is annotated as potassium channel, subfamily K, member 18. The transcript has 3 exons. Gene Ontology annotation, molecular function: potassium ion leak channel activity. Gene Ontology annotation, biological process: stabilization of membrane potential; potassium ion transmembrane transport. The record is from RefSeq and is a predicted model, not a curated record. NCBI's taxonomy places the organism in Eukaryota, Metazoa, Chordata, Actinopteri, Siluriformes, Ictaluridae. The coding region runs from base 172 to 1362 and encodes 396 amino acids. Gene Ontology annotation, cellular component: membrane.